AACCCAAAGAUAUCAUCGACCCGUUUCCAACUAUUCAAACAGGUUCUUCCCGUCUCUUGUAUUCCGUUUCUUUUCCCCGUCGGCAUGGAAGCAUCAGCAACCGGCGGCAAGGUUUCGUUCAAGGUCACCCUGACCUCGGAUCCGAAGCUUCCUUUCAAAGUAUUUAGCGUGCCAGAGGCGGCGCCCUUUACUGCCGUGCUGAAAUUCGCCGCCGAGGAGUUCAAAGUACCUCCGCAGACCAGCGCCAUAAUCACCAAUGAUGGUGUUGGGAUCAACCCUCAGCAAAGUGCAGGCAAUGUAUUUCUUAAACACGGUUCAGAGUUGCGCCUUAUACCUCGUGAUAGAGUUGGAGCUCACAUGCAUAAAAUUAGUUACAAAUAUUUUCCAGACUGGAAUGAUGAGUUUCUUGAUUAAGCUUUAAUUAAUAUGAACUCUUCGAAUCUUUCUGUACUUGUAAAGAAGAAGAUAUAAUGUUGUGCACAUUUACUUGAAUUAUUUAAAAUUUAUCAUGACAGUACAUUAUUGCUCUAUAAAUACUUGUUCAGACUUCAUUGAUGAAGGCUUUAUUUAAGACAA
Messenger RNA from Dendrobium catenatum, 576 nucleotides. RefSeq names its product ubiquitin-fold modifier 1. Gene Ontology annotation, cellular component: cytoplasm; nucleus. The transcript has 4 exons. Gene Ontology annotation, biological process: protein K69-linked ufmylation. Lineage: Eukaryota; Viridiplantae; Streptophyta; Magnoliopsida; Asparagales; Orchidaceae. The coding region runs from base 85 to 414 and encodes 109 amino acids. The record is from RefSeq and is a predicted model, not a curated record.